AUGGGAUUUGCUUUAGCAGAGGGCGAAAUAUCGAGUCUCAUGGCGAACUACUCUCAGGACUACCUAGGUAGUUACCGGUCUAUGCCCGGGCUCCCUGAACUGCAGCCGGCUCUUCAAGAUCCACCCUUAUCGGACUGGACGUGGCUCUCACGUGAGGCAUUCCAGGUUCCCAUCCACGGCUUGAUUUCAAGGUUGAUUGACAGAGAUGUGAAUAUCAAGUAG
Messenger RNA from Chaetomium globosum CBS 148.51, 222 nucleotides. RefSeq lists its product as uncharacterized. NCBI's taxonomy places the organism in Eukaryota, Fungi, Ascomycota, Sordariomycetes, Sordariales, Chaetomiaceae. Bases 1 to 222 code for a protein of 73 amino acids. The record is from RefSeq and is a predicted model, not a curated record. The transcript has 2 exons.